AUGGUCUCCAUAGCUUCUUUCUUUCUCUUCUGCCUCUCCUCCUUAACCAUUCUAUUCAUCGCAAGAGCCCAAGAUAGAGCUCCUCACGGCCUUGUUUAUGAGAAACCCGUGGCUUUCUCACCGUCAGCGGUUGAGUUCUUCCAUCCCAAAACACAAGAGCCGAAUACCGAGAACCCAUGCGCUGCAUCGUCUAGUUGUUCGCCGUUUCCCCUAGCAGCUCAGUUAGAAGAUACUGAUCAAACACAAGGUAAAAUAUCAACAUCCCAGAGAGGAGGAAAUCAGCUGGGGGCUGGUGGUAUUGCUGGCGUUAUACUUGGUUUGGCAUUUGCAGUGCUUCUCACUAUGGGAGUCUACUAUGUAACGAUCACACGCAAAGCCAACAUAAAUCGAGCCAAUUCUGAUCAACCUAACGCUUGA
Molecule: messenger RNA, 417 nt
Organism: Populus trichocarpa (black cottonwood)
Lineage: Eukaryota; Viridiplantae; Streptophyta; Magnoliopsida; Malpighiales; Salicaceae
Exons: 1
Coding region: 1-417 (138 amino acids)
Source: RefSeq, a predicted model, not a curated record